AUGGGGGACUCCAAAGUGAAGGUGGCGGUGCGUGUCCGCCCCAUGAACCGGCGAGGUUCUUCUUCCGUUUCCAAAUCCACCAUCAACUACUUCGCCUUCUGUUACAAAAUCAAUUCCUUCGGAUUUCAGAGUUUUCUGGUGUCUCAAGUGUUUGCAUAUGAUCACUGCUUUUGGUCUAUGGAUGAAUCUGUCAAAGAAAAAUAUGCAGGUCAAGAUGUUGUUUUCAAGUGCCUUGGAGAGAAUAUUCUUCAGAAUGCCUUUGAAGGCUACAAUGCUUGUAUCUUUGCCUAUGGGCAAACAGGGUCUGGAAAAUCCUACACCAUGAUGGGUACUGCUGAUCAGCCUGGAUUAAUCCCUAGACUUUGCAGUGGACUCUUUGAAAGAGCACAGAAAGAAGAAAAUGAAGAGCAGAGUUUCAAAGUGGAAGUAUCCUACAUGGAGAUUUACAAUGAGAAAGUCAGAGAUCUCCUUGACCCCAAAGGAAGCCGUCAGUCAUUAAAGGUUAGAGAACACAGUGUUUAUGGCCCUUACGUAGAUGGCCUAUCCAAACUAGCUGUUGCUAGCUACAAGGACAUCGAGUCCUUGAUGUCUGAGGGCAACAAAUCUCGGACAGUGGCUGCCACCAACAUGAACGAGGAGAGCAGUCGGUCCCACGCAGUCUUCAAGAUCAUCCUCACCCACACCCUCUAUGAUGUGCAAUCAGGGACAUCAGGUGAGAAGGUGGGCAAGCUCAGCCUGGUGGACUUGGCAGGUAGUGAGAGGGCAACUAAAACUGGUGCUGCAGGAGACAGGCUGAAAGAAGGAAGCAACAUUAACAAAUCCCUCACAACUCUGGGGCUGGUUAUUUCUGCCCUGGCAGAUCAGGCUGCUGGCAAGAACAAGAACAAAUUUGUUCCAUAUCGUGAUUCUGUGCUCACUUGGUUACUUAAAGACAGCCUCGGGGGCAACAGCAAGACAGCCAUGGUGGCCACGGUGAGCCCAGCGGCCGACAACUACGACGAGACGCUGUCGACGCUGCGCUACGCGGACAGGGCCAAGAACAUCGUCAACCACGCCGUGGUCAACGAGGACCCCAACGCCCGCAUCAUCCGCGAGCUCCGCGAGGAGGUGGAGAAGCUGCGGGAGCAGCUCACCAAGGCUGAGGCUAUGAAAUCACCAGAAUUAAAAGAACGAUUGGAGGAAUCAGAAAAGUUGAUUCAGGAGAUGACCGUGACCUGGGAAGAAAAAUUACGAAAAACUGAGGAGAUAGCUCAGGAGCGUCAGAAACAGCUGGAAAGCCUUGGCAUAUCCCUGCAGUCCUCUGGAAUAAAAGUUGGGGAUAAUAAAUGCUUCCUGGUUAAUUUGAAUGCAGAUCCAGCUCUCAAUGAACUCCUGGUGUACUAUUUAAAGGAGCACACAUUAAUAGGCUCAGACAACUCUCAAGAUAUCCAGCUGUGUGGAAUGGGAAUUCUUCCUGAGCACUGCAUCAUAGACAUCACCCCAGAAGGCCAGGUUAUGCUGACCCCUCAAAAAAAUACCAGGACAUUUGUAAAUGGCUCUGCUGUCGUGUGUCCCAUCCAGCUCCACCACGGAGACAGAAUCCUGUGGGGAAACAACCACUUCUUCAGGCUGAAUUUGCCAAAGAAGAAGAAGAAGGCAGAUCAUGAGGAUGAGGAGCGGGACAACUCCAUGAAGUGCAGUAACAGUGUGGAGCAGCUGGAUAUAGAUGGAGACAAUUCCAGUGAGGUGUCCAGUGAGAUUAACUUCAGCUAUGAAUAUGCCCAGAUGGAAGUCACUAUGAAGGCUCUUGGUAGUAAUGACCCAAUGCAGUCAAUCCUGCAAAGCCUGGAGCAGCAGCAUGAGGAGGAGAAGAGAUCAGCUCUGGAGAGGCAGAGGUUGAUGUACGAGCACGAGCUGGAGCAGCUGCGGCGCCGGCUCUCGCCCGAGAAGCAGCAUUUCCGCAGCAUGGACAGGUUCUCCUUCCACUCCCCCAGUGCCCAGCAGCGCCUCAGGCAGUGGGCAGAGGAGAGGGAAGAAAUGCUGACCCACAGCCUGAGGAAGCUGCGAGAGCAGAUUGUUAAAGCCAAUUUGUACGUGAGAGAAGCCAAUUUUAUUGGAGAGGAACUGGACAAGAGGACAGAGUACAAAGUGACCCUCCAGAUCCCAGCUUCAAGCCUUAAUGCCAACAGCAAGAGAGGUGCAAUUCUCAGUGAGCCUGCAAUCCAGGUGAGGAGGAAGGGGAAAGGCAAACAGAUCUGGUCACUGGAAAAGCUGGAGAAUCGACUGGUGGAUAUGAGGGACCUUUACCAGGAGUGGAAAGACUGUGAGGAAGACAACCCAGUGAUGAGAGCUUAUUUCAGGAGAGCUGAUCCCUUCUACGAUGAGCAGGAGAACCACAGCCUUAUUGGAGUAGCCAAUGUUUUCCUUGAGUGCCUGUUCUAUGAUGUGAAGCUUCAAUAUGCUGUUCCAAUCAUCAAUCAGAAGGGAGAGGUUUCAGGUCGUCUCCACGUGGAAGUUGUUCGAGUGAGCGGGGAAAUCGAUGACAGGCUGGUGGGAGGUGAGGACAGUCCUGACUACUCAAAUGAAAAUGACAUCCCAGAGAGAAAACUUGUCUGCAGGAUUAAAAUACUUCAAGCUACAGGUUUGCCACAGCACCUGUCCAACUUUGUGUUCUGCAAAUACACAUUCUGGGAUCAAGUGGAGCCAGUUAUUGUUGCACCUGAGGUGGAUCCUUCCCAGUCUUCCAUCAGCAAGGAGCCACGGUGCAUGGUUGUCUUUGACCACUGCAAUGAGGUUUCUGUGAAUAUUUCUGAAGACUUCAUGGAACAUCUUUAUGAUGGUGCUUUGGCCAUUGAAGUUUAUGGGCACAAGCAGAGUGGGGACCGAAAAAACCCAGCCCUGUGGGAUUUGGGAAUAAUUCAAGCCAAAACACGCAGCCUUCGGGACAGGUGGAGUGAGGUGACCCGCAAAGUGGAGCUGUGGGUCCAGAUCCUGGAGCUCAAUGAGAACGGGGAGUACUGCCCAGUUGAGGUGACCCCUGCCAAGGAUGUCAGCACAGGAGGCAUCUUCCAGCUCAGACAGGGGCAAUCUCGACGAAUCCAGGUUGAAGUGAAAUCUGUGCAGGAAUCUGGGACCUUGCCACUGAUGGAGGAAUCCAUAUUAUCUGUUGGUGUUGGCUGUGUUCAAAUAAAACAUGUCAAGUCACAAAAUUAUCAGGAAGAAGAGGAUGAAAUGGACAGUUAUCAGGACAGGGAUUUGGAGAGGCUCCGUCGGAAGUGGCUCUGUGCCUUAACAAAGCGCCAGGAGUACCUUGAUCAGCAGCUGCAGAAACUCGUGGGGAAGCCUGACAAAACCGAGGACGACGCGGAUCGGGAGGCUCAGCUCCUGGAGAUGAGGCUGACCCUCACAGAGGAAAGGAAUGCUGUGAUGGUUCCUUCUGCUGGCAGUGGGAUCCCUGGAGCUCCAGCAGAGUGGACUCCUGUGGCUGGUAUGGAAACCCACAUUCCUGUUAUAUUCCUUGACUUGAAUGCUGAUGACUUCAGCUCCCAGGAUAACCUGGAUGACCCAGAGGCAGGAGGCUGGGAUGCUACUCUGGUGGCAGAGGAGGAGGAGGAAUUCUUUGAGCUGCAGAUUGUGAAGCAUCACGACAGUGAGGUGAAAGCAGAAGCCUCAUGGGACUCCACGGUCCACGACUGCAUCCAGCUCAGCAAGGGGACGGCGGCGGAGGAGAGGGUUUACCUGAUUGUCAGAGCCACUGUCCAGCUCAGCCACCCUGCAGAGAUGCAGCUGGUGCUGCGCAAGCGCAUCUGUGUCAACGUCUAUGGCAGACAGGGUUUUGCACAGAGUUUCCUCCGGAGAAUGUCCCCCCGAAGUUCCAUCCCUGGCUGUGGCGUCACUUUUGAGAUAGUCUCAAACAUUCCAGAGGAUGCUCAGGGGGCUGAGGAGAGGGAGGCACUGGCCAGGAUGGCAGCAAACGUGGAAGAUGCAGCUUCAGCUGACUCUGAAGCCUACAUUGAGAAAUACCUGCGGAGCGUCCUGGCCGUGGAGAACAUCCUCACCCUGGACCGGCUGCGCCAGGAAGUUGCUGUAAAGGAGCAGCUGAUGGGAAAAGGAAAACUCUACCGCAGGAGCCUGAGCUCCCCCAACGUGAACCGGCUUUCUGCAAGCCGCCAGGAUUUAGCCCCCCCUUAUAACCUGAGCAGUAACAGGGGUCGAUGGGAGAGUCAGCAAGAUGUGUCCCAAGGUGCCACAAACUCCAGUAGAGGCAUUAGUCCAUCUCGUACCUCCCUGCCAGGCUCUGGGCAGCAGAACCACUCCCCUGAUCCAGGUAUUGGUAGCCUGGCUGCUUCCUACCUGAAUCCUGUCAAGUCCUUGGUGCCUCAGAUGCCAAAGCUGCUGAAGUCCCUGUUCCCUGUUAGAGAUGAGAAAAAGGGCAGGCAGAGCUCUCCCCUUGCACAGCAGGCUGUCCCACGAAUUAUGGUUCAGUCAGCCAGUCUGGAGGCCAGUGCUGCAAGGAUAAAACAGAUGAACCAAGAGGAAGCAGCAAAGCAGCCGCUGGAAAUGGCGGCGCAGACGCCCGAGACGGACAAGUGUCUGGAGAAGACACCCAAAGUGCCUUUGCAGCAGCCCACAGGGGACACCCAGGCCCAGGACUGCCAGGAGGGACCUCCCAGCCCCCUGAGUGAAGCCUCCAGUGGGUAUUUUUCCCACAGUGUCUCCACAGCCACCCUCUCUGAGGCCCUGGCAGCGGGAAGCGACGCUGUGGCUCAGCCGGGAGGUCCAACACCUGCAGGGAGUGACUCCCCUGCUCCUGCAGCGGCUCAGGUCCCUUCUGAUGUGCAGGACAGGGCUCCUGAGAGCUCUCUGGCCACAAAGAGGGAGAAUCCCCCCACCUUCAGCCUUCCAAGUGCUCCCCCCAAACAGAGGGACAGCCCUGAAGUGAAUGGAAAGAGUCAAUAUCCAAACAAUCAGUGGAGUCAGCAGGACCAGCCAGGAAAAAGGAAACAUCCCCUGGGGCUUCAGAACUGGGGUUUCCCAAAGCUCAUCCCGACCAGCCCAGCGCUGCAGCCUCGCCCUUCAAAAUCCAGAAGGUGA
This is a messenger RNA of Agelaius phoeniceus (red-winged blackbird), 5073 nucleotides long. The record is from RefSeq and is a predicted model, not a curated record. Lineage: Eukaryota; Metazoa; Chordata; Aves; Passeriformes; Icteridae.